AUGAGACGGAAAAGAGACCGACUGAGAAAACAGUUAGCUCGUGCCCGAGAAAGUCAGAUGGAAAAAGAGAUAAGACGAGAAAAGAACCGAAAAAGAAUGGCAGAGUUUCGAGCCCGUCACCGGUUAAAAAGUCAAAAGAUACAAAUCGAGAAUGAAUAUGAGGUUGUUAGUGCAGCUUCUUGGAAUCAGAUGUGGGAACAGCAAUGGACUUUGAAUGAGGUGACACCUACCAAUGAACAAAACAAUGCUUCAAAUUUAAGGACACAUCCUCCAGAAACUCCUUCAGUUUUAUUGCCAAAGGAACGUCGCACAUUUGUAGUACCCAACCAUUUGGAAUCAUUCAUGUCUAAUUUAUCUUCCCUUUGGAAAGCUGGGAGGCUUUGUGAUGCUUCCAUCAGUAAUGGAACAGCUGAUAUAAUGAUACACAAGAUGGUGUUAGCAGCUGUGUGCCCCAAAAUACUUACAGAAUUAUCCAAGACACCUUUGGAUAAAUUUCAGAAAGUAACAUUUCCAAGUACCGUUUCCAAAGAAGCACUCACUGCAUUUGCAGAGUACAUGUACAGUGGUGUCUUGGAUUUAGAUGAAACCAUUCUUGCUCAAUUGAAAAUCAUUGCCCAGCGGCUAGACAUGAAAGACUUUGAGCAGCUCUGUGAGAGCCAUCUUCAAACUCCACAGUUGAUGUCUGCAAGAAUGGGGUCAAGAGUCAGCAAUGAGUUACAGUCAGCUGCUGAUUUUGAAUCUGCUGUUGGCCUGCGAACUCAGGUCACGUUUCGAGAUGACAUGACUCCUAUCAUGAAGUUGGUACCAGUUGAUGGCCAUAAUAGUGAUACAUGGCCAAGCUCGACCUCGGACGUCUCAUUUCCUAUUGCAAGCACUACACCCAAUGAAAGGAUGCUGAAGGUCAAACAAGAACUUGCUGAUUCAACUACCAAUGACAAUAGUAAACCAUCAGUCAAGAAAGAACCGGUGACUUUAGAAGGCAAGGUUCUGAGUGAUUCUUCAGCUUGGGAAACUCUAGACUUACUACGUGAUCAGUCAACCCAGCCACAAGGAUCCCUGCCCCAUGUUGAAAGCCUCGUAUCCAUUUCUCCAUUAUGUGCCAAAAUGACAAAUCCUAAUCCUGCUGCAACCUCUUUAAAUUUUUCCACCCCAACAACAGCUGGUAGCUCCAGGCCUACAGCUCCAAACAUUAUCCAGCAUGGUAAUCCUCCAUCUUCAUCCUCUACCUCAAACACAUUGGCCAGCAUGACCUAUUCUCAAACUGAUAAUUCACAAGUAAAUUUGCUCAGUAGCUAUGCUUCACGAACCUUGGAGUCAGAGGCACCAUUAACGACAACAGCAGCUGCAAUAGCUUCCUUAACAUCUAACUCAGAGAGCGGCACUUCACAGACUCUACCUAUAAAGCUCCCAUCCCCUCUGUCAUUUUACAAUAUUACAUAA
Molecule: messenger RNA, 1440 nt
Organism: Acanthosepion pharaonis
Lineage: Eukaryota; Metazoa; Mollusca; Cephalopoda; Sepiida; Sepiidae
Source: the annotation of a GenBank genome assembly